Messenger RNA from Topomyia yanbarensis, 1413 nucleotides. Its product is annotated as TM2 domain-containing protein CG11103-like. The coding region runs from base 334 to 654 and encodes 106 amino acids. The record is from RefSeq and is a predicted model, not a curated record. The transcript is spliced from 2 exons. Lineage: Eukaryota; Metazoa; Arthropoda; Insecta; Diptera; Culicidae.
UUGCUCCACGCCGUUAACAUCAAUGUAUUUGUUUUGAUUUGGCUUUCAAGUCCUUGCCUUGCGCCGUUCACUUCACUUUGUUUGUUUUGUUUUGGCUUUUGAGCCGCAAGCUAACGGCACAAAAAUAAUAAAAAAAUGUUUGUUCCUGCUUCUGAUUUCUAAUCGUGGAAACGGCCAAAUCACCAAGGACCGGUGGAUCGCAAGAGAAAACCAUACAGUAAAAGAGGAGCUUGACCACGGGUAUGUGAAAUUUGGCGGUAUCUAUUACGAUGCCGUCAAGACCACCAGAGUUUAGUGCUCGACAAUAUCGAAUGUGCCGAACCGCGGGAGAUUAUGCUGGACGGUUUUCCCUGUGGCAAGUACACAAACCAAUACUUCAUGACGACACUGUUGUACAAAUUUCUGGGCAUGGAUCGAUUCUGUCUCGGUCAGACCGGUACGGCCGUCGAAAAGUUGUUCGCAUUGGGAGGCGUCGGAAUCUGGUGGAUUGUCGAUAUCGUGCUGCUAAUUAUUAACAAUCUGUUGCCCGAGGGUGGAAGCAACUGGAACACAGAGCGGAGGGAGAGUUAUAGUGCGACAAUUAAAUGGAGGGAACAGACUGAUCGACUAUGGGAAUGGAGGAUAUGCUUCCACAAUACCACUCUCGCUACUUAAUCUUGAGUUUGGAACAGAAUGGUUUUGUCAGUGGCAGUAUCGUAAAAUAUUCUGCGCUACAAUAUUUCGGAGCGGAAUAAUUUUUAUAAAAUAUCCAUGUAGUGGAUCAGCCGGUUUUGCCAGAUUACUGCGUGAGAUAGCGAAGGUAAAUAAAAAAAAUUGUGCUAGGUUCUGGACUUCGACAGGACAACGAUGACGUGGUACUGUUCUGCAAAAGUGAUGCAUUACGAAAAAUGGCUCCCAACACGUUCUGGGCAGAUUGUAAAUAGAAGAGGUACGUGCCGAAUCGUGGUAAACUUGUUAUCGGAGUCGCAUCCCAAAAAGCUGGAGAUAUCUUCCAAGUCGGCAUAAGUGCCAGUGAACCGGCCUCUUUAUCAGACAUGGCUUUCGAGGGUGCCACCAAGAAGAGCCGUCCGGAUGGUUACGUAGGAGAUGCCAUAUGUGCGCGACUGAUAAUAGCCAAUCAGGAUUUGGAACCGGAACUGAUUUGUGUUGAUUUCCACGGGAAGAAAGGCAAACUUCACGAGGAAUACAUUUUUGGUUGCAGCAUCAAUUUGGUACGGAAAAUCCUUAAUCCAAGUGUACAUUUCUAGACCUGCUUGCGAAGGAAAUAGCAUUCGAAAUAGCCGCUGGCGAAACAGUAAAGGAAAUUAUUGCGGUGGGAAUGCGAUAUUACCCGUGGAAAUCUAACGAAGAGUUGAAGGAGUUUUGUGAUGAAAUAGUGUAAGAAUUUUAUGAGUAUAUUUUCUCGUUAACCGA